AUGGUAAUUCCUGGCAACACCAUUAACCCAUACGAGCAUUUACAAAUUUAAUAAGGAGUAACGAAGUUAGUAGGAAAAUAAUGUUAAACGUUAUCCAAUCUCAGCUUAAUCUCCAAUCUCAGCUUAAUUCCUAUUAAUUCCACAGCUGUCGAGAGUAAAAGUCAAUAUUUGUGCUAUUCACGGCUUUAUUAUGCUCACAAAAGAGCUACAUGUUUCUUUGUGGCUACACUUGGCAAAACAUCCUUAAUUUUUACAAAUUUAACAUGAAGAAACCAACACAACAGCUGACAAAUUCCAAGUAAAGAAUAAAAAUGUUCAGUUUGGAUGGUGUUUUGAAUUAACUCAGUCGAUGCCCUGAGACAAUGCCUGUACUAAUUCACAAAAUGUGGCAGGUACAGUCAACAUUUUGCUUUGUUUGCUUUUCCGUCUUUAUAUAGACCUUAAUUGGAGACAUAUUAACUGAAGUGGAGCAGGCAAAUCAAGUCAAAAAAUUUGGAAAAUCAAGUUUACAAGAAGGAAAGAUUCCCAGAAAUAAAGAGGAGAAAACGAGACAAGAACUAGAGGCAUUUAGCUCUCGUUGGAAUGGACUCGGUGAGGAAGUUCUCAAGACAACCAACAGGUAAGAGAACGUAAAGUCUAUCUUUACUGAAACACAGCACAUGCUGUGUCCCUUGGAAGUUCAUGUCCAUUGGAAGUCCGGUUCCUUUAUGUAGUAUUAUGUUGAAAAAAGGAGAGAGCUCGAUAAAGGAGAGCUCGAGGAUAUAAAAUUGUGAAACGCAACUAAACGUAACUGGACCAAGAUCAUAUGUCUUGGCACAAAAAAUUUAAAGGCCAGGUUUACACAUGAGAGAAUGAGCUUAUCCUCUCUUGGUUUACACUUGAGUGUUCUUUUUAGGAUUUUGUCAAUGUGUCCGGAUAUAUUUAGGGUAUUCGGAUUUUGCAGGCGUUCACACACAUCCUUUAAUUCCAGAGUAUCCAUCCAUCGUUUAAAUUACAUCUGUUUGUCCUGAUCAAGAGGGGGUUGUCCAGAUACCAAGUAUUGGUUUUGAGUUCCAGGAUUCAACAUCUCCAGACACGCGACCAAACCCGGAUUCAAGCAUUUACGUCGUGUAAAUGGCAGAAAGCAAACUUUCCAAAACACCUUCCUCCUCCUACUCUUCCUCCUCCUCAUCAUUAUCAUCAUCAUAAUUAUCAUAUCCUUUAUUUUGACGCGAUAAAACUCAAAGCUCAAUGUUUGUGGAGUCGUGUAAAAUAAGCUGCAAUAGAACAACAAUAGAAAUAAGAAUAAAAUUAGUUACAAUACACACUUACAAAAAAUCUCUCGUGUGAACCUGGCCGCCUAACUUCCAUCGAUUCUGAUACCCUGCUUUGAAAAACCAAUUUUUUUUUACAGCAUUGAGACGUUUGUAUCAGAGGUAGAAACGGAAUACUCCAAGCUAAAGCUGUGGAUAAGUAAUUCGGAGAUCGCAGAUUCGUGGCUGAUGGAAUACGAACCCUAUGCUGAUAAACCGGAGAAACUCGGAACGACCAUUCGAUUAGUGAGGAUACAGCUUCAUGAGAAUCAGGUAAGUACUGCAGCUUAGAUAUAUGUUGUAGAUAGAUAUUUCAUCGCACGUGAUCCAAAAGUGAGAUUAUUUCGUUAGGGUCCACGUAACUCUUCCCCACAUUCCUGUAGACAAAUGCAUCAACUCGAGGGUUUGGGUGGCAAAAUAUAGUGCUUUGUGUGUAAUUGUCCACCCACGCCUCGGCCUCGCCUUAUGGUGAGGGCUCACUGGAGCGGAAUGCUGUGAAGGUUUUCCGAUGGAUAUUUUUCUUCAGAAGUUUAAAAAAAUCAUUAGUCAAAAGGUGAUAGAACAUCAUUGUCUUGUGAGCUGCACCACUGACAAAAAUUGGUUUUGCUUUCUCAUUUUAGACCGUCUUGGAAAACUUCAGAAAAUCGAAACCCAGAUUGCGUCACAUGUACGACACUGCAGUUGAACUCAUGAAGAGCGGUCGGGUGGACGAGGCAGAUGUCGAUGAAUUAGAGCGCGUCAUCAAUGUUCUUGUAGCAAAAUGGGAGUCGAUUGACAACCGGUUGAAUGCAAGUCGGGAUCGGUAAGACCUUAGAAGUUUGUUUAAAUUAUCGUUUAGCUCACUGGUUUUGAAUAUGCUUACUUAAAACGUCAGAAGUAGAGCACAUACCUGAAGUUUGAUCCUUUCCGAGCCAUUUUACAAUUAUCAACAUCUAAUUCUGAGCGAGAAAUGACAAACAACGCAAAAGGCUCAACUUUGCUUGACGGCAAGUGUUUUGUUCUGAAAUGAAACUUCAACUUUUGUCUAUAUUAACAAACUAUCCGCUUAAUUAUAUCACCUGAAUGACAACUAAUAAUCGUGAAGGAAACUACUAAUUACUUGCUCUUUUUGAUGGAAAACGGUGAUCUUUUUUGAGUUUGUUGUUGGUUCUCUCCUUUGCUCCGAGUGGUUUUUCUCCGGGUACUCCAGUUUUCCCCUCUCCUUGAAAACCAACACUUCCAAAUUCCAAUUCGAUCCGGAACGCACUUAUACGUUUUAGCGAGUGCUUUAGCAUUUCUAAGUGCUCCGUGGGUAAACCAAUCAUAAUUACAAUUUACACAUUUUCUUGUUAGGAUUUACGCUGAAAUCGAAAAGCUAAGAAAGAGAAAGGCAAAGCAACGGCCCUCUAUCGUUCGGAGAUUUAGCUCUAGAAGAAAUUUAUCUUUUCGAAGAAACAGAUCCCUGAGAAAGAAACGUGAGGGUGAACAGGAUAAGGAGGUGGUGCCCAAGGUAAUAAACUUUAACAUUGUUUUUUAGUUGCAGUUAAGGCAGGGAUCUAUUGCCUGAAGGAAGUUUAGAGCAGUCGAUUUUGCGCAAUAUGCUGGUGCAAUGGUUUUUAUUUAGGUUCACUAUACACAAAGUGACACCACCUCACGUGAUAUUUUCUGUUUUCCCAUGUGUUCUUUCUAGUGUAGUUCCUUUGUCGUAACACCACUGCAUGUGAUCAGGUUAGGUUAAAUUCCAUAAUAGUGAAUAAAUUUUGUUCCUCGAAGAAAUAUAUAUUUAUCAAGAGGCUCAGUGUUUCUUAGGAGUACCAAUGUUAAGCUUUGACUCAGCUGGAUUUUGUCGAAAGAUGAAAAAGCAGACACAUAACUCGUUCGUAACUCGGGUGGCCUUCGUUAGUUUGAGAUAAAGUCGGAAAUUCGGCGUUAGAAAUAUCAAGUACAUACUCAUUAUUGCAGAGAUAGACAGUAGUGUAGUUGUAGUUUUCUUUCAACGAUCACACCAUUGCUCUAAUUACUGUGUUUUCUACAGGGUGCUCAGUCUUAUAAAGUGUACGUUGACGAGCAAGAUAACUUACCCACGCCGGAAGUCGUUACCAGCACGAGCUCCAUGAAUGUAAAUGCCUCAAUGGAUCCCGUGCACAUUCUUAUGAUGAAAAACAGACAACCCGUGGAAGAAAAACUGAGGUAUGUUGAAAGAAAAAAGUCCAGAUGUUACAACCAAAAUAGAAUUUUUUCUUCUUCCACGAUCAACUGCUGGGAGAGGCGGCACAUCACGCCAGAGAGAUUAUGGAGGAAUGGAAAACUUUACUUUAGGAGAUGAAUCGACUAGCUAGCCUGAAAAGGAAAAACACCCAUUCUCACAUAUGGGACUAUUUUAAGUAAAUUACGUUACCAUGUAUGAAAUUUGUGUCCUUUAAUUUGGCUGUUUCACAUUUUUCACGGCUUUCGAAACGUAGGCAGAAUUUGUAAUUUGCGGGUUUUGCUCCAUCUCGGUGACAGUAGAAAAAUUGGGUAAGAAAUGACUAUUUUUUCUGGAGUAAGAGUUCUUUGAAAGCUUUUUCAGUCCUUAUCAAGGACUGGAAUUGUAACAGACUUAAAUAAUAUAAUUGAAGGCACUUUUGUUACUAUUGACCAAUAUCCUUCCAGGUUGCAGAAUCAAAGGAAAGCUUUCCAAACCUUUGCCCUAACUCUCGAGGCAUGUGAAAAGACCAUUCAGGAUCUCCACUCGAAAUCGCUGGAGAAAUUCUCAAAUAUUGACUCAAACGCGGAAGAGAUUCAAAAACAACUUGAUGACAUGUCGGUGAGUAGCUAUUUGGCGUUUGUCCUCGCGGUUGUACUAUACAAGGUGGGUGAUCAAAAGCUCUGAAACCCUAACUCUCCUGUUUUAGACCACAAUAUAUGAUUUUCCCAACUUUUGGUCAGACCAAAAUAUGUGAUUUUCCCUACUAUAUUUCAGACCAAAAUAUGUGAUUUUCCCUACUCUAUUUCAAACCUGAAGCAACAUUUUCAACGAAACUGAUCAAGCAACAUGGCCAUUUCCAGACCCUCUUUCCUGUGCAACAAACCUCAGCCUAUUGGAGAUAUACUGAAAGCUGUACCCAAUUGAAGACCAAAAGGACUUUAAAAAAAAUACCCCUGCGUUGGGACUGCACAUACCCACAGUGUAUGCAGCUCAUUAAGGGAGAAUUCCCUCCCCGGGUCUUUGACACACUAAUGUUUUCCGCACCAGUCUCUGUUAAUCCUAAAACGAAGAAAGCCGGGUUGUUUAAAAAUGGAAACCUUUCAUCUUAGAGGUACUUCGGCAUGCAGUCAUAUUAUAUCUGGAGAAAUUAGACUUUACAUGCCUCUUUGGGCCUAGGAGGGUUUCGCAAUUCUGCAUAAGUAGUUUAUUAGUGUAGGGAUUUAUCCUAAUACAAAUGCUAUAUUUCAACAGAGGCUUGAAACAGAUUUAAAGAAUUCGAAGUCUGAAUUUCAAUCAGAAAUAGAGCGAUUCGAGAAAACCAAGGGAGAAGGAUUGUUUAGUGACAAAGACCAAGCAAUUCUUGAAGAGAGGGUGAAGAAUCUGCAAUCUCGCUGGAGAAAAUUGUGGGAGGAACACAUAGCAAACAAGAAUCGGUAAGACAUAAAAAACAAUCGUGAGUGACAAUGGAUAUAAAAACAAAACAGUAAUAAUGAUGAUGAACAUGAUGAUGAUAAUGACGAUGAUAAUAAAAUAAUACCAGUAAUAAUGAUUAUAAGUAGAAUCGCUUACCUUAUAAUCAUACUCCAAGUAGUUUUCGAAAAUUCUGCCUUUUACACUUAAAUGUCAACUCAGUUACCUUUUUCGCAACCAAAAUUUCCCAUUAAUUGUAAAAUCAUUGUAUAGUUAAGGCUCAUUUUCGUUUGCUUUGACAUCAUUUUUGCUAAGAUUAUCGAAGAAUGGAGAUCACUGCUGUUAUAGCCAUUCCCUUCCCUCCUGGGUACUUCGCCAUAUUUUAUUUACUCAAUAUUAUUCAUCAACAUGUGACUGAUUAAACUCUGUAAUAAAUCUUCAUCUAACAGGUUGGAAAAACAAAGGGAUGCCUUCAAAACUUUUGACUUGUCUUUGAAGAAACAAGAAAAUACAAUUAACGAUCUCGACACGGAAGCGCUCCGGAAAUUUUCAGCUGCUGGUUCAAAUAGACACGAACUUGAAAAGCAACUAGAUGACAUUAUGGUAAGUAGUAAAAAUACAUGAUUGGUAUUCUUUGACUAAAUCUUUCACCUAAGUUCAUGAGGGUAACAAUGACGGAAUGAUCUAUUGAGAAAGUCUGGCGGUAUGGGAGAGGUGGAAGCAUGCUGCCCUCUACAGAACUUUAUAGUCUCCUAAAUAAAGCCAUCAUUUUCCGAGUAAUUCGAGUAUUCUCGAAGAGUGAUCUCCUUGAAUAAAUAGAAAUGAUACCGUUAUUCCAGGAAUUCAAGUUUCGCUACAACGAAACUUCUUUGUAUGAAAAAGCAACGUUAUUGACAAGUAUGUGGAAGGUACAUUAGAUUGAUUUGUUGUCACAUUUUGUAAAGGAUGUCUAAAAGACAUUGACGAGAUAAGCCGUUAGAUAUGCUCUAUUUUCUGUUUUAUUUCUUCCAGCAAUUUGAGUCUGAUCUAAGGAAAAAGAGAUUUGAGUUUCAAUCCGAAGUGGACAAAUUUGAAAAGGCUAAAAUUGAAGGCCUGUUUAACGACACUGACAGAAAGAUCCUUGAAAAGAGAGUGGAAAAUUUGCAGAAUCGAUGGGACGAACUGUGGAAAGAACACAUCUCCAAUAAGAAUCGGUAGGAAAUCUUCAUCUAACAGGUUGGAAAAACAAAGGGAUGCCUUCAAAACUUUUGACUUGUCUUUGAAGAAACAAGAAAAUACAAUUAACGAUCUCGACACGGAAGCGCUCCAGAAAUUUUCAGCUGCUGGUUCAAAUAGACGCGAACUUGAAAAGCAACUAGAUGACAUUAUGGUAAGUAGUAAAAAUACAUGAUUGGUAUUCGUUGACUAAAUCUUUCACCUAAGUUCAUGAGGGUAACAAUGACGGAAUGAUCUAUUGAGAAAGUCUGGGGGUAUGGGAGAGGUGGGAACAUGCUGCCCUCUACAGAACUUUAUAGUCUCCUAAAUAAAGCCAUCAUUUUCCGAGUAAUUCGAGUAUUCUCGAAGAGUGAUCUCCUUGAAUCAAUAGAAAUGAUACCGUUAUUCCAAGAAUUUAAGUUUCGCUACAACGAAACUUCUUUGUAUGAAAAAGCAACGUUAUUAACAAGUAUGUGGAAGGUACAUUAGAUUGAUUUGUUGCCACAUUUUGUAAAGGAUGUCUAAAAGACAUUGACUGGAUAAGCCGUUAUAUAUGUUCUAUUUUCUGUUUUAUUUCUUCCAGCAAUUUGAGUCUGAUCUAAGGAGAAAGAGAUUUGAGUUUCAAUCCGAAGUGGACAAAUUUGAAAAGGCUAAAACUGAAGGCCUGUUUAACGACACUGACAGAAAGAUCCUUGAAAAGAGAGUGGAAAAUUUGCAGAAUCGAUGGGACGAACUGUGGAAAGAACACAUCUCCAAUAAGAAUCGGUAGGAAAUUAGCUUAAACCUGCUUUAAGUAUUUAUUAAUAACUUCAGACAGGUACAGGGGAAGGUGUGAACUUUCCCUUAGGGCGUUCAAGUUGACACAAGUUAUUUAAAAAUCUGGCUAACGACAAAUGCAAGAGACCCACUAGUUUCUCUAUGGCUUUGUAAGCCGUUUGUGCAGUGCAUUUAUGCAAAAUUCAAGCGUCAAUAGGUCCCAGGUCUUAAUUAAGUUAAUUCCUUGAAAGGACUGUUAACACUGCUAACAUUCCCAGAACCUGCAAGGAUGUCAUUUUGAAGUGAAAAAGUAAAAUAUUUGUAGACUUGUAGUAAAAAGUAGUAAUAUUGUUUUUAUAAUAAUAAUUAUAAUUUGAUUGAAAAUAUAGAAAUUUCAGUGUUCUUACAUAGUUUAAAGAAUAGCACAAAAUUGAUUAUUUUGCGAGUUUCGAGAGAGUUCAUUGGCACUUGAUCACAAGCACAAUUUUAUUUGUGUUUAUGAUUCAGUAAUGAUUGUUGUGUUUCAUCACAGUAUCGUAAAGGCCACCUUGGAGCAUGCCCACAACUCGAUGAAGACUAUUACUGAAGAUUUUGAUAAAAUCGAGAAACAAAUGAAUACGCCUGAAGUCUAUGACGAUGAUGACCGUCUUUCCUUGAAAGAAAAUGUUCUAAAACAGAAGGUAAGAUUAUACCUUGGAAUGCCGGCCGGAUUUGGUGAUCGAAAUUGUGUAGAACUGACAUGUAACCAAUCUUUUUGUCCUUUUGCGAGGCUAAAGGAGCUGACACUUUUGAUACUAAAGAGACGCUUUCCAUUGAACCCAAAAUUCCGGAAAUUUUGGUCAGAAAUCAAAUGGAAUUAACCAUUUCGAUUCGGUCCCACGGGAAUAUUUGACCGGUGCGGUCAUUUCGGUUGGUCGGUCGGACCGAAAUGUCCCUUUUCAUUUGACGAAAUGGUUGUCUUUAGUACCGCUCUUCUUUUAUCUCACGUACAAGCACAAUGACCAAACGUGCGGUGGCUUGGGUCAACAACUGGAAUGUACCGUUCCAUUCCCAAAAUUUCAAAGCGGAAUGUUUUUAAGUGGAAAGUGUCCAAUUUCUCUUGUUAUGUCUAUUUAAGUUGGAACAUUCUUGAAGGUAGUCUUUUGGCGAUUUACCUGCUGAACAUUUACUCCUUUGACUGAACUGUUAAAUCCUUCUCUUUGCAAUAAUAAGUAAUUUCAAUAAUUACAAUGUACGUUUACUUAAGCGCCCAAAAACGUAGACACAAUGUGACUAACCCAAAGCCUUUGUCCGUCAGAGACUCAUAGAGGAUUUGGACCAGUACGAUGACCCAAUAAACAAAGUGAGUCACAUAGCAGACAAACUGUUGGAAAAAAAUUUGGUCGACGAUCAGACGUGUACUUUCAUCAAAAGGAAAACAGUUGCUCUCAUUGAAAGACAACAACAGCUGAAAAACAGUUGCAAGGAAAGUGGAGACAGGUUAGCUAUUCCAUGAAGCAAUACGACAGCGUAAACCGAUUAAUGGAUAAACUGGUUGAUAUAUGCUUCGCGAUAAUUGGCGUUUUGUUCUCGUGACAACUUUACACUCAUGAAAUCGUUUGCGUAAACUGUUUGCUGGACCAAAAUGACCCCUUUUUCUUCAAUGUUCCGACGCUUUCACCUCGUAUUCAUAAUUACAUAUUUAAAGCAAUGGCUCAUGUAUUAGGUGCAGAAGAAGUGAUUUUAUUUAGCGAGGGUAGCAUAAUCUAUGAUAAUAUCAACAACUGAUUACCUACUGGCCCUCGAAAAAGAUGUCAACCUGGAAUUAUUCCUAUUUCGCGCCUGAUCAUUUUCAACGGUAGAUUUCUCAAAAAGCUCUUUGUUUCAAUGACUGUCCAUUCCAUUUUGGGCAAUCUAAUUGUAUUGACGACGUAGCUGUUACUAUUUAGUGACAUAAAUCGUAGGAGAAUGGGACGCCCCGUUUUCAUGCCCGUCACCUUUUACCUUUGAAGGUUUGAAAUGGAGCUUCAGCUAUAUGAUCAACAACGUAGUGGGUCACCAUCAGAGGUGGAAGAAGAAACUGUCCAGAUUAGUGAUGAUUACGCCAUGCUCUCUCAGUCUCUUGACGAUAUUCUUGCUGAUGAAGGAUUUGCGGAAAUGGAUUCGUCCAAGGUACUUGCAGCUUUAAAAUUCGUGCUUUGAAACCUUUUCUUUUUCACGUUUGGCAGAAUGGGUCAUAGUAAAUGCCUUGCGUGAAAAUAUUGCUUCCAUAAACCUUAUCGUAACCGAUGCUCAUAUAAUUGUUUUUUCUUCAGCGGAACAUCAGUGUCCCUUCAGCCAGGGACCUUCAGAUGACAUAAUAUCAAAUGAAGCGUGAUAAAAAUUUCAGGGCGAUAUUCAUGCUUAAUGCAUUAUAAGGUUUCAAAUAAUGAGAUUCCAACAAAACGAGAUCAAGAAAGUUUCUAGUAUAGAACUUGGAAGAAGCAAGUAAAUCAUUGAUAGCAGCUUUUUGAUACGGCUAUGGGGCUGUAUCACACGGCUGUAUAUGCUCUUCAUCGAUUCAAAUGACAUUACUACUGAUUCAGCUUAACUAGACCUGAAUUCAAGGACUGAUGCUCCUUUUGUGAUACUCAGUUAUAGCCAAGUACAAUAAAUCCAUAUUCUCGCAUCAUAGACUUUAUUUGACUGUCUGACUAGUGUCAGAGAGUCGUUUCAAAAAACAAGAAGAACAACAACAAUUUUAUUCCACAAAGGUACCUACAGUAAUUACACACUCAGUUAAUUAAUCACGGGUAUAAGAAAUCGGAAAAAACUUUCCCACCGCAAAUAGCAUUAAAGGCUAAUCGAGGCGGGGGAAAGAUGAAGACAAACUUAAGGUAAUAAAAUAAGACAAAACUGUUUGCAGAAAACUGAGAUAGCCAUACAAUAAGGAUAAAUAAGAAUUAAAGUUAAAUUGAAAAAAUUUAGAUCCAAAAAAAAAAGAUAAAUGAAUAAACAAAAUAAAAAUAGUUAUUUUGCGUUCCAAGGCUGAGAUAAAUUGCUAAAGUAAUUGAGCAAUUGAGAGACUUCAAUGUAGUCAUUCACAAGCUCUAAAGUUUCAAGAAGUAUUUGUUCAGUGUUGAUUCGGAGCCGGGAUUUCAACGAACGAGCUAGUCAAUACGUAUUUUUGCUAAACAUUAUUUGAUUAUCAGUGAUUUUUUCUAUUUUCUGUAAGUCGUUCCUGGAUGUGAAGACGACCAAUUUUGAUAGAGAGGUGCAGUUAAUGAACCAGUGGAUGACUGACUCUCAAAAGUUAGUGAAUUCAUUGCACGUGGAAAUGGAUCCGAAGGAAGUGACAGGGACAGUGCAGCAAAUUAAGGUUGGAUUGCUUUGCACAUCAAUUUCAAAAAAAGGUUUAAGACCUUGGAAACCGUUUGUAUUCUUUAUGUAAGGUCAGAUAAAUUUUUACACAGUUAUACUUAUCACUUGAAAAGUUGUUGCCAUGGAGUUCCAUUGGCUGGGUGCCAGAUUUCGUAUCGGUAGGUCUGGGUUCGAUUUCCGAUCUAUCAACCCCUCGAGGUCUUAUAAAAACGUAAGUGAGUAGAAUGUGAUGUUUCUGUUUUCACUUGGAAAAAUGGUCCGUUAGCCAUCCAGGUGGUCUUCUCGAAUAAGGAAAAAAGUAGUAUGUCUUGUCCCACAACUCUUUUCUGAUGUGACACUUGUGUUAGAUAAAGGAUGGGAACCACUACAGACGCAACAGUCUGUUGCAGUGACUACCCCGAGGGCUAGCGUCUAUCUCUCCUGGGUUGUAGGAUUGGGAAGGGAGGUGUGCAUCACUGUUAGGCAGGUCUACACUCCCUAAGACUGAUAAGAGUUACAUAUAGAAUGCAGUGACUCAAAAUGAAUCAUACCCUUGACUCUAUGAUGUCACUCCUAUUUAAGUUAUCGAGACGUCAAGUCUCUGGCCUGUUGCACUGGUAUAAGGUAUGAACCACAAUUUCUGUAUAACGGUAAACGCAACGCUUCGGUCUGGGUGGAGCUUUCACUUGAUAAGACAGUGCAGUCGUUCUAUCCCUCGCAAGGAUAAUUCCUCUGGUCUCUGACAGUUUCUGACCGGUUGUUCUUACAUGAGGUAAACAGCCUUUCAUUCUCCUGGAAGAUGAACGUAACAGUAGCAAAGUUUGCCACCAUGAAGGCUGUUGACGUUGCUGAAGCGCCAGGCAGGCGCUGGCGGAAUAGAAAGGAAUCAUCAAGAUAACAUUAAGACAAAAAUUUGUGUUUUCUUUAGGCUCGUUAUGAAGAGAUAGAGAAGAAAGAAGCUACGAUGGAAGCAAUCAAUAAACUUGGUCAGGAAAUAACGAAAGAGUCGUUAAACAUGACCACUACGGAAACAGUUGAAAAGAAACUAGAAGCACUGAACAUAAGGUGGCGAGAGACCAGGGAGAUGUUGAAGGACUUCUGCAAAAAGGGCGAUGAAGACGCUGCAGAAUAUCAAGGCUGUUGUUGUUCACGAGUAAUCACUAAAAUGUUUCAUGCUUGUUUUUAUAGUUAA
Porites evermanni is the source of this 11329-nucleotide messenger RNA. Lineage: Eukaryota; Metazoa; Cnidaria; Anthozoa; Scleractinia; Poritidae. The record is from the annotation of a GenBank genome assembly.